AAACCAGGCGCACACCUCCAAAAGUUCGAAUUCUACAUUCGUUACCACUCUUGUUUUAAGCUACAUCAUCCAAUGUGCUGAUGAGGCUUGCAAACGAGGCAAAAUGAAGCUUCACCAACUGGGUCGUUAUGUACUUUCCUUGCCCAAAGAACGAAUGUGGCCCCAUGAGGUCUUCAGUGCCAUCGACAAGUCUCCAUACCUUACAUUUGAGUUGCAACCUAAAUUUUACUGAAUAUCAAUUCACGAGCACGUCCUUCCAAUUUGGUCCUGCGCUACUCCUUUGGGUUCUGUCGCCGUUCAAUCUUAUGACAACUCCGGAUCAUGGCACGCCCGUGUGGGAGGCGCGGGAAGCCGGCGUUCUAAUCAACGGUGACAGGGUCAUAAAUUGUCCAUCUGUAUCUGGUUUUGGAUGUGCUCACUAUUCAUUCGCUUACAUUACAGUUUCAUCCUCGGAAUCAUUUCUCAGACGCUACGACAAUGAAAUCUUUUCAUUACUAUCAGAAUUAAGACCUCAGCAAAUCAGAUGGGCAGCGCGAUUCUGUGUAGGAGAACACUUUGACAACCGCACUGUGCAAUGCUCUCAUUGCAGUGCUACAAUUCUGUAUAUGCCCUUCCGUGAUUAUAGACCUUUGCAUCUAGUAACUGCUGUCGCAGAUGCUGUUCACAUCAGAUUGCCCUCUGUGCGGAGUAAUAUGAACUUCGUCAGCGUUCUUCCAAGCCUGUUAUGCGUAAUCAAACUAGUAUCUGACCGAAAGGACGGGGGGGCUAUGCUGCAGGGCGACCGCGCACUACAGUGCGACCGGUAAUUCUACUGUGCUUUGGACAGCGUUGCAAGCAUUGGAACACUCACCGCGGACCUCCGCCGAACGAAUCCAGAUUGCGAAGCCCCAGCCUUGAAAAGUUCCACCGCUGAAGCAAUUCGGACCUUGGCACUUCGAUCCGCCUAUGUCAACCUCAGACACAUCUUCGAACUGUCUGGGCUCUGCCUCUGUGUAUGGCCCUACUAUAUGUUGCGCUA
Pseudovirgaria hyperparasitica is the source of this 1018-nucleotide messenger RNA. RefSeq lists its product as uncharacterized. The record is from RefSeq and is a predicted model, not a curated record. Bases 129 to 806 code for a protein of 225 amino acids. NCBI's taxonomy places the organism in Eukaryota, Fungi, Ascomycota, Dothideomycetes, Acrospermales, Acrospermaceae. The transcript has 4 exons.